Molecule: messenger RNA, 5339 nt
Organism: Corticium candelabrum
Lineage: Eukaryota; Metazoa; Porifera; Homoscleromorpha; Homosclerophorida; Plakinidae
Exons: 7
Coding region: 212-4927 (1571 amino acids)
Biological process (GO): regulation of actin filament-based process
Source: RefSeq, a predicted model, not a curated record
UCUGUGUCGCGUACUGUUUGAAGCUAUGCUUGCGUACUUGCAUGAGUCUACUGUGUGACAUAUUUGUAGUAAGUAGACCUCGCAACAGGUGGUCGGGCAACCGAGGGUUUUCGGCUCUUCGUGUGCGUGUCCAGUACUUGAGUAGAUAAGAGUUGACCGAGAUUCUGAAGAUUUCUUUGCUCUCAUUAGUUCUGUUAGUAAUCUUGCAAUAAUGAAUACGUUUACUGAAGCAUGGAGGAAUUUGAUCGUUUUUCUUUUAUAUCCUCCAGCUCAAGCACUGGGAGACACAAUGAACAGCGAUUUUGUAAAGUCGAGCACCCUUACAAAGCAGGGGAACGUGCGCAAGAAUUGGAAACGGCGGCUGUUUAGAUUGGAUCGUAACGGACAGCUCGGCUACUACAAAGAUCCAUUCAAGCCGGCUCUUGGGGCUAUCGACGUAAAGGGCGAAUGCAUCGGCCUGUUACGCCACAACCAAUGUCACUGCCAGUGGCCUCUAAAUGUUCCCAAAUCGAACUGUUUCGGUAUCAUGACGCCGAUUAGAGUGUACCACGUGUAUGCAGAUUCUUCCGACGAUGUUGAAGAUUGGAUUAGUGUGUUACGGAAUGCUUCUGAUGUGCUACGACGGCAGAGUUCAUCCACAUAUGAGCAUGGAGAUUUGUAUCAGAAUUUGCAGCCUUAUCCAAGUGCUCCGGAAAAUGAAGAAGUAGAGUCUGAUCCCGAUGAGAUAUUGUAUGAAGAUGUAGUGAAGGAUGCUGAAGACGAUCCUCUCUAUACUGCUCUGCCUGCAACUUUCUCAUCAGCAACACCUCAGAACGAUUCCCAGUUAUACCCACCCUUACCAUCACGAGUGAACAGAUCAUCAGCUCAUCAGUUGGCAAAUGAAGUGUUCCAGAUGGCAGAUGAACUUGAUGAAGUUCUAGCUGACUGUGAUGAAAUGGUUUAUGAGUCAAUACCAGCUGAUCAAGAUAUUUCAGUAGAACAGUUGAAAGCUCCAGUGGUUGAAAAUUCUGUAGUUGCUGCAGAUGGUGUAGAAGAUGGGGAUUUCUAUGCAGAAGUUGCUACUGAACUUCAAAAGGAUGAAAUAUAUGAUGAUGUUGCCUCUAGUAAUGAUGGCAGGGUUCCACCACUUGUUUCUGAAUCACUUGUUGAAGAACUGUAUGAUGAUGUCACUAUGCCUGCUGUUGUUCCACAGCUGCUCCCUUUUGCUGCUAAAGAAGUAGCAGCAUUAGCAGAAGCAGAGAAUAAUAUUGAUCACUCUAUUUCAGUGAAAUCUGACAAUGAAAAGGAAGUAGAAAAUGAAAUUUAUGAUAGUGUCACUGAUGAUCGCCAGAAUAUUGAUGAGGAACUGUAUGAUGAUAUAACAACUGCUGCAGCAGCUAGUCGUGGUAGGCCAAUCAGUGAUCAAGACAAUGAGCUACGUAGACAACAGCAGCAAGAACAGUUUGUUCAAGAGGACAUUUAUGAUGACGUAAUGGAAGUGAAUGAAGGAGCAAAACAAUUCAGAGAUAGACAGAUCCAACAUGUAGAACAGGUUAAUGUAAUGGCUGAUAGACAUGCAGAAUCUGAGAUCUUCAGUGAGGUGACCAGCACUUCAUUGUCAUCUGAUAUCCAGUCUGUAACUUACCAGGAACCAGAAUCAACCGAAACUGUCAUCAAAACUGCUUCUCUGGAACAACAGUCAUUUGGAGGUAGUAGGGAGCAAUCAGUUCUAAAAACAGUUACUGUGAAGGAGGAAACUGUUGAGAUCACAGAGUCACUGUCUUCUGUUGGGCAGUUGUCUUUACCAAUGGUAGAUAUUCAAACAGAAGUAAUUGAGCAAGUUCAAGAAGUACAGAAUUUAGCAACAACUGUGGCUCAAGACGCUGUACCACACGUCUCAUCCAGUGAUGCCACAGAAAGCAAGGGGGAAACUAAGGCUGUUCAACCCCCAACUGGUUCCUCAAUUAGAUUUCGUGCAUCAGCUCAAAACGCUGGAAAAAUAUUAAAGCAGUCAAAGAAGGACUUGUCCAAGCCCAAUUAUGAUGUUACUGAAAAGAAACGAUCUAAUGAAUUUACAAGAACGGUUACUGCUGUGCAAAAAGGUGCUAUAACGUGGUCCAAAUCAGGAUCUCGUCAGAAAGAGAAAGAUGCAAAGCUGAGACAGAGUCGAAUAGUUGAGGAACAGGCUGAAAGACAAAUUGCUGAAUGGCAAGCUCUCCACAGUAAGCUUAUUCGGAAACGAGACCAAUUGACCACAUCUGAUGAAACAAGUGUAGUCAAAGCUAAUGAGAAUGAUGGAAUAAGCUCUCGUUCCAACAAAACUAAAGGUACCAAUCAAUCAGAAACAUUGCCAUCAAAUGCUAGCAAGGGAAAGCCUCUACCUCCAAAGAAGCCAGCAAACAUUGCAGAAGUCGUUUUGCAGCAUCAAAUGAGAUCUUUCCACCAGGAAUAUACAUCGAGUACUGAUAGACAACAAGAGUUUGAUAGGAAGCCUCAGCAGAGUAGAGAGGAAGUGAGACAUGCUGUAACAGUAAAAGCAAACGAAAGGACUUCAGCCCCAAAACAAGAAGUCUUAACCCACACCCAGUCUGACAAAUCUAUCGCAUUUAAGGCAGAAGUCAGCAGUACAAAGCCUCAUUCAAGUCUUCCAGUAAAGCCUUUGUUACCUCCUCGGCCAUCUCUUUCUGGCAUGUCGGCUGCCAUUAAUCUUGCUGCUGAACAUUCAAGGCAUGUUCAAGAAUGGGAGAGGAAGAGGCAAGAGGUUUUUGCUGCUGAAAAGGCUCGUCAAGAACGACGAGGGGCAGAGGAGAAACGAAGACACGAGGAACGAACUAAGCAGAACAAGCAGGAACAACUCCUGGAGGCUGAAAAGGUAAGGCAGGCUAGAGAGAGGUCUGCUUGGACAAGAGUAGUGCAAAGCAAACAUUGUGAUCAACCAUCUACUAGAAACACAACAUUGAUGCACACAAGUGCUACAGGUAAGAAAGACAAAUCUGAAGAGGCAUGUCAGCCUGAACAAGUAGUUGAGAACAAAACUGCCAAAGCAGCUCAGUCUGUUUCAACUGGCUUUCAUGGAAGUAAGGAUGGUCCAAACAAGGAGCAGAACGAAGCAUCCCUGUUACGUGGAGCAGAAACCACUCUUGCAAAAAAAACAAGUGAUGCAUCAGUUGUCACGAGAUCUAAGGACCUAUUUAUGAAAUCAACUCUGACUGCACCUGUUUUCCAAGCAGGCUUGCAAGCUAGUAGCGAUAUUUCUGAAACAGCACAACGUUAUUCAUCAAAUCGUGAUCAUCAAUCCUCUUUGUCCACUCCUCUGAAAGAAAAAAAAGUUCUUAAUGUAAUACAGCAGUUUGAAGCCAAAAAGGCAUUUAGUGUUCUCCAGGCACCCGUUAGGAUUAUGCCACCCCAAUUAAGAAACGAACAGCAAGGAGGAUCUGUAACUGUGGCAAUAAAAAACCCUGAUAGGCUUGAAGAUAGUAACUUAAAGCACAGUAGACGAACAGUCUUGACAACAGCAGUGCCAGAUAAAGUCUUGGUGGACUCUUCUGUAGAGACAAGUACAGAAUCUCAUCAGGAUUUGACUCCUGUUGCUUCUACACCUACACCACAAAUCAAUAAUAUUACUGGUCAAGUUAAGGGAAAUGGUGCACAGCCAACUGGGAAAGCUGAUCCAAAUGGAAAAGCACAGGGGGAAAUGGCUCGAGGUGGACAGAAUACUGAUGUUGUUUCAAACAGUUCAACUGGAGAACUAGCAAAACAGAAAGAACCAUUUGUAGGUGGUUCAGAAGAGGGUGCAUUUGUCGCAGUUACUGACUCACUAGAUAGUGAGCAUGGACGGGGUAAUUUGUUGUCUCUGAUGAAACCCACAGCAAACAGCAGUGAUAUGGGUGAUAGAACUGUAUCUAGUGAUAAUAUUGUUUUUGACAAGGUCAAACCAACUGCAUCUAAGAGUUCAGAGAGUAGUGGACACGGCCAUUCUUCUAUUGCCAGAUUGAGUGCAAUGGUGUCAGACCAUGACUCAUCUAAUUCAAGUAGCAGUGAAAAGAAUCAAGACAAUGUUGAGAAUUCACAACACAGAGUAGUUCGUGAUCAGAAGACAGACAAGUCUGAGGACUCAAGUGGUUACCAGAAACAGGAGACAUCUAGUGAUGAGGCACAGAAAACCCUUGGAUAUGAACCACGUUUUACUGAAGUCCAAAUCAGAGAGAAGAAGAGUAUUGCUAGGAGAAAAGCAGCUGCUUUAUCAUGGCCUAUGGAGGGUCCACCUUCUGAUCCCUAUGGACCAGAUGGAAACAAGUUAAGAGAUGAAGAUCCUCUGAUGGUAAGAAAGCUUAGUGUAGUGGCUAGAGGAGUCAAUGCAAUGGCAAAAGCCUUGGCUGCUGCAAAGUGGAUUGACAAGGAGAUACGGAAGCUCAUUGCUGAGAUUCAGUCUUGGGGGUCUCUCAGUACAAGUGGCAAAUACCAAGUGACAUUUGGUAUUUUGUUUGAAGAGUGCUCUCCUGUGUUUGAGGCAUUAUCCGGAACCCUGAAAACUGCCAAGAAGCAUGGUGUUGUUCAAUUUACAGGAGAACUACUGCUUCAAGGCGUUCAUGAUUCUGUUGUGGUAACUCUUCUCAAGACUAGCAUUCCUGACUCUAACGCAGACACGUACACGUACCAGCAGUUCAGAGCUUGUUCCAUUUCUGUGCACAAGCGCAAGGGCAAGGGCUUUAGUAAGACCACUCAACAGACAAACCAGAGCAAGUGCUUUUUAUGUGGAAAGACAGUGUACCCCAUGGAGUACGUGAGCGGCAAUGAUCACCCUAUGCACAAGAACUGCUUCAAGUGCUGUGACUGUGGGAAGAAACUGAGUAGUAGCAACUAUGCAGUGUUUCAAGAUAAAUUCUUUUGUAUUAAUCACUAUGAGCAGAGAUUCAAGCAGCAAGGUGGCUAUGGCGGGUUCCAGUAGACACGUGCACGUGAGCUUGGGAUUAGUACAACAAUAAUAACGUCGUGUUUUUAAAGAAAGGACAUUUUAGGGUGGGUAUUUGUUAAUGACGAAGUUUUAGUGGAUAUCUGUUUACUAGGGUAACAGUGUCAUCGUUGUUCUUCUGUUCCAUACAUUGAUAAUGCGUUUGUUUGGCGGGUUGGGUGAAGGGGCGUUAUUAGCACAUUGGUCUUGCUCACGUGUGGUUAGCGGUGAGUGCGUUAGAGGUUCUUUUUUGCCUUUUGCGUUUCCCGUGCUGUUGUAGCCGUUUGGGUGAAGAAGAGAAGAAGGAGUGACAACCCACACGGUCGUCAGCGCAGUAGAUCUGAGACGGAGAUCGAGUUUGAUAUUCUUUAUCAUCGUCGGUUUUGGAAGAGGCCAAACAUUUGGGGUU